Messenger RNA from Acanthochromis polyacanthus (spiny chromis), 10706 nucleotides. RefSeq names its product clock circadian regulator a (gene clocka). Bases 1321 to 3924 code for a protein of 867 amino acids. Gene Ontology annotation, biological process: regulation of transcription by RNA polymerase II; circadian regulation of gene expression. Gene Ontology annotation, molecular function: DNA-binding transcription factor activity, RNA polymerase II-specific; E-box binding; protein dimerization activity. Gene Ontology annotation, cellular component: cytoplasm; CLOCK-BMAL transcription complex; nucleus. The record is from RefSeq and is a predicted model, not a curated record. The transcript is spliced from 23 exons. NCBI's taxonomy places the organism in Eukaryota, Metazoa, Chordata, Actinopteri, Pomacentridae.
UGCUUCCUCAUAGUAAAAUCUAAUGUCUAAUUCAUGAUAAUGCACUGCAUAACUAAUAGUGAAAAUGAAGAAAUAAAUGUCAUUUACAUGUUCUUCAAACAUAUAACACUUUCCCCCCCACAAAUUGCACGAAUUCUUCCUUGCAAAAGUGUCGCAACAGCGUCAGACGCAAAUUGACCCAUUUGGUGUGGUCAAACGUGGUACUGCAGCUUUUACUAUUUUGGCUGUUGCCAUGGUGACGAGCACCACGCCGGGGAUGGGGAGACGUUAAAACAAUCAGACGGCCAAUUAAUCCAAAGAAACUUGUCCAAAGGGCAGAAAAGAUAAUUACACAGCGCAACAGUUAAGUAUUUCUCUAUUCAUAAAUGCUUGAAAUAAACUAUAAUUUCCCACCCCCUGCAAUCCAGAAUAUAAUGCUACGAAAUGACUAUUUUUAUAUUUUUACUAUUUUUGUGUGUGGAAAAAAAAAGUCUGGGAUUCACAUUAUAUAGAUAUUAGGAAAAGUACAAAGCAAUCAGAUUUUUUUAAGAAGUACUUUCAGUAAAUGGGUUAAUGCAGCAUCAAGACUGCAUUUUGUGAAUAUUUGUCACAAAAAGGAAAACAGAUGCAAUGGAUGAUGCCGCUGAAAUUAUGCGUGCCCACAAGUAGUUCAAUUUGACAGAUUGUAGCUGCACUGACUGCAGAGCAAAAAUGACAACAAAAUCAUGCUGUGUAAUAGUACAAAUCAUGAUUGCCUGAGUUUGUGUCUAAUAUAGGUGAUCUACCUAAACCAGGACGUUGAUCGGCCCAGCAGGCAUAUGUGUGUUAUCAGGAGUACAGCGGUAGGCCCUCUUGGCUCCAGUUCCAACUCCAGUCUGCCUCAGCCCUGCGCAGUCAACCGUCAGCAGCGCCACUGGGUGCAGGGAUAUCCCGAUGAAAGAGGAGACUGUUCGGGGUGAAGAAUUCAAGCAAGAUUUAACUACACUCAUCCGUCAUGAGGUGAAGCGGUUGACUAAUUGACCAUCACUCUGAGACAAAAGACUCAGAUGUUGCUGCCAUGUGCCACACUGACACCCCAAGCAGACGAAAAACUCAGCUCACCGAAGACCUUUUAGCAUCUUUCUGCCCCCCGAUCAAAGAAAUUUACAGUGAUUCUCCUCCGAGACUCACAGAGGCCCAACCCUUCCACAGUGUGUCCACCCAGACGCUACCUUCAUCUGGCUGCACCUUCCUCAUUGUUUCACAGGACUGGCUAUACUGUCAGUAAGGUUCAUUCACAAAUGUCUACCUCACGAUUAAAAGACCCCUCUCCAACACUGCGACCCUGAACAGGAAAAAAAAAUGACCUCGAGCAUUGACCGGGAUGACAGCAGUAUCUUUGAUGGGUUAAUGGAAGAAGAUGAAAAGGACAAAGCGAAACGUGUGUCCCGAAACAAGUCUGAGAAGAAACGCAGAGAUCAGUUCAAUGUCCUCAUCAAGGAGCUGGGUACCAUGUUGCCGGGCAACACCCGGAAGAUGGACAAGUCCACUAUUUUGCAGAAAAGCAUCGACUUUCUGCACAAACAUAAGGAAAACGCUGCUCACUCAGAGUCAACUGAGAUCAGACAAGACUGGAAGCCUCCUUUUCUUAGUAAUGAAGAGUUCACUCAGCUGAUGUUGGAGGCGUUAGAUGGAUUUUUCCUUGCAAUUAUGACUGACGGGAAUAUAAUCUAUGUCUCUGAGAGCGUGACAUCCCUACUAGAACACCUACCUUCUGAUCUUGUGGAUCAGAAUCUGUUAAACUUCCUGCCAGUGGGGGAACAGUCAGAUGUGUACAAGGCUCUGUCCUCUCAUGUCAUGGAGGGAGAGACGCUGACACCUGAGUAUUUAAAAACAAAAAAUCAGCUAGAGUUCUGUUGCCACAUGCUCCGAGGGACUAUCGACCCCAAAGAGCCCCCUGUGUACGAAUAUGUCAAAUUCAUUGGCAAUUUCAAGUCCCUGAAUAAUGUGCCUAACUGUACCCGAAACGGUUUUGAAGGAGUGAUCCAGCGAUCACUUCACUCUGCCUUUGAAGACAGAGUAUGUCUCAUAGCAACUGUAAGGCUAGCGAAACCACAGUUUAUAAAGGAGAUGUGCACUGUAGAGGAGCCUAAUGAGGAAUUCACUUCCAGACAUAGUUUAGAAUGGAAAUUUCUCUUCUUGGACCACAGAGCUCCACCCAUCAUAGGUUACCUCCCAUUUGAGGUCCUGGGUACAUCAGGGUAUGACUACUACCAUGUAGAUGACUUGGAGACUCUGGCCAAAUGCCACGAACACUUAAUGCAAUAUGGCAAGGGAAAGUCCUGCUACUACAGAUUCCUCACCAAAGGGCAGCAGUGGAUUUGGCUUCAAACUCAUUACUACAUCACUUAUCACCAGUGGAACUCCAGACCAGAGUUCAUUGUCUGCACACACACUGUUGUAAGUUAUGCUGAAGUAAGAGCAGAACAGCGCAGAGAGCUUGGCAUUGAAGAAUCACCGCCAGAGAUGCCUGACAAGCAGUCCCAGGACUCAGGCUCUGAGCUCAACCCUCCCAGCCUGAAGGAGGUCUUGGGCCACUUCGACCACAGCCGGACCCCUUCAGCCUCAUCUCGCAGCUCACGCAAAUCCUCGCACACCGCUGUAUCUGACCCAGCCUCAUCACAGAUGAAGCUCCAAGGAGAUAGGAGUACACCCGGCAGGCAGUCUGUCUCUGCUGUGGAGAUGACAUCACAACGAAGAUCAUCUAUCAGCAGUCAGCAGUCGAUGAGCUCCCAGAAUACAGGGCAGAACAUGGCGCCUGCUAUGGUUUCACAGCAGCAGCAGCAGCAGAAGCAGCAACAGCAGCAACAGCAGCCUCAACAACAAGUUCAGACAAACAACCAGUCAAUGGUGCAGUUCUCCAGUCAGUUAGAAGCAAUGCAGCACCUGAAAGAGCAGCUGGAACAGAGGACCAGAAUGAUCGAAGCCAACAUUCAGAGGCAGCAGGAUGAGCUGCGACAGAUCCAAGAGGAGCUGCAGAGGGUUCAGGGUCAGAGUCUGCAGAUGUUCCUGCAGAAAGGAGCUGGAGGACUGAAUAUCAGCUCUGUUCAGAUGGCCCAGGGGACCACUGUCCAGCAGGGGGGCACACUCACCAUGCAGGGUCAGGUGGUCUCUGCAGGGCCUCUACAGAACAGCAUACAGCAACAACAUACUGUCCAACCCCAAUCCCAGCAGCAAACACUGCUUCGGGACCAGAGCACAGCACUCUCGCAGCCUCAACAUAAUCCACUGCCUGCAUCUCUCUACAACACAAUGAUGAUCCCUCAGCAAAGCCCUGCUAACGUGGUUCAGAUUGCCACAAGCCUGGCACAGAAUACUGGACCCAACACUCCUGCUGUGGCAACAUUUGCACAGGACCGUGCGGCUCAGAUUAGGUUUCCUGCAGGUCCUCAGCUGCUCACCAAGCUAGUGACAGGACAGAUGGCAUGUGGGGCUGUCAUGGUUCCCACAACCAUGUUUAUGGGCCAAGUGGUGACGGCCUUCGCUCCUCAGCAGGGCCAGACACAGACUAUCAGUAUUUCCCAACAGCCACCACAGCAACAGCAGCAGCAGCAGCAGGAGCAACAGGUGCAGCAGGUACAGCAGCAGUCGCAGGUCACGGCCAUGCAGCCCGGACAGGCACCUCUGACGCAACAGCAAACGCAGUUCCUCCAGGCUCCUCGGCUCCUUCAUGGAAACCAGUCCACCCAGUUGAUCCUGCAAGCAGCAUUUCCUUUGCAGCAGCAGGGUACCUUCACUGCCACAGCCCAGCAGCAGCAACAACAGCUACAGCAGCAACAGUUACAACAACAGCAGCAGCAACAGAAGCAGUUACAACAGCAGAAGCAACAGCUUCAGCAACAGCAGCAGCUGGCCCCUCACAGAGCAGAUAGUUUGUCUGAGCGCUCUUCUGCCCAGCCACAGUAGCUGGCUGAAGUGGAGUUGUCCACAUGGGUGUCUGUGACAGGAGUCUAGGAAGGAGUUCUGCUGAAAGCACAGCACUGAGGCCAUGCAUCAGGGGCUGAGAAGUGAUUGGAUGGGCAGGCCGUGCUUCCCUUCUUUCACAAGGAUCUUUUGCUGUUUGCACUUAACUCCUGAGCAGCAGAGAACCAAGGACUGGGCUCACUGUGGCUCUGGCAGCAGGUUUUGGCUUAAAGCCUUUCCUCCAAGGAAACAUGGAGCCACAGUCCCUGUAACGGACUCCCCAUCACUCCUCUCCUGGCCCUCUAAAAGUGUCUGUGUGUAUGUGUGUGUGCGUGCGUGCGCUCUAGUCGCCCUCACAGGAUUAUUUCAUGCAGAGCUCUCCAGUCAAAGCAGUGAGGAUUCUAUCUUCACUUCAAGGACGUCCUGCAGAGCCACCAGAGGAUUGUUCGUUUUGGAUGUUUUCUCCUAUUCUUGUUUUUCAUGUAAAAAUAAUUAUGGGUCAGAAAAUAUUUUUAAGAAUGUGGUGUAGAUUGAACUUUUACUGUACAGAAUAUUGUGUAAUAUAUAAUGUAAAUACAUUGGAAAAGAAAGAACUAAUAUUUUAUAUGAUGCAUGAAAUGCAUAGUCUGUUAUUUGCAGCUUUGAAUAUGCUUUUUUUCUUGUACUCAAAGAAAAAAAGAUCUUAAAAUGCUCAGUGGCUGAUAUUUUCACACACUUCCUUUCUCCCAGAGAAUGUGUUUGUUUGUGUGUCUGCAUAGCAGACAAUGCCGAUGCUGUUUGUUGUGUCACAGUUUGUUUAAUCCUUGACUCAUAUUUUCACACAGUUUUAUAAAACUGUCAAAAUGAUAAACAAACCUUUUAAAGUAUUUUUUAAGGUUUUUAAGAUGUGCUUAAAGUCCAAACACUCGAGACUCUAAAUUCAUAGUGAGCCGGAUAUUGUGAAUGAAAUAGAAGCUGCCAAGGUUAGGCUAAAUGUAUGCAACAAUACGAUUUGCCAGCAUAAUCUUUCAUAUCAUUGUUUGUUGUUUUUAUCACUAGAUCCCUACAUUUCAUAGUCAUCCAUAAAGCCUGUGUGACACUCAAGGCUGCUUUAUUCCAGCUACAAACAUGUUUCCUUUCAAAUAAUAAAUUAUAUAAAGUCAGACACCUGUUAACCUGUUUGUAAGAUCAAAUAUUUCCUCAUUGGAAUGUUGAUCAUCCAGUCUUUAGCCGCCUAUCUGGGUCAACACAGUUCACCAAACCAGCUCGACUAGCUGCUUCUUUAAUUAACAAAAAGAAAGAAGCCACUAUUUUCUUUAUACCUGCAAAUUCAUUCUUCAAUUUCCAAUCAGUGAAAAUUGAGUGGUCUGAAUUUUUCUUGUGAGAACUCUGCUUUGUCACUCCUUCAUACUUUGAGAAAGAGGCUACUUUACGCAAAUGUUUCACUGCAUUUUCACUCAGUAAAUGCUGCACUAAUUGAUUUUUUUUUUGCCACUUUAUUGCAGUGUUUGGAUGGUGUAUGAUCACCUUUUAAAUUCCCAGAACAAACCUGCUCAUAAACGGCAGCAUUAGCAUUCACUGGUCGUCUGUAUGUGUCUGUACACCUGAAAAUUACUCUUCAGCAGCGAAAUGCUCCACUGUGUUCAGCUGCUGAAUGCCAACUUCACCAGUCUGCUGAUUGAUGCUGGGCAGCUAGUGCACAAUAGUAGCAUCCGAAAACAGUUUCUGCUGCCAGAUAAACAAAUUACUGAGCUGAAAGUUCCUUUCAAAAAAAAUGUCCCCUACAACUGAGAGGAAUGCAUAGUCAGACUGUAAAUGUCUGUAGGUUCCAUCAAAAAUAGAAGCAGGUGUGUGUGCGCCGUUGUUCAUGUAAAAUGUUGAUUAUUGGUAUAAGAUUGCUGCAGCGCACAGUUGGAAAAUGUUAUUAUAAAGCCCAAUCCACAGGACAGAUUUUAAACAUUUCCAGGUUACUUGAAAGCUGCAAGAGGCAGAAAUCUGGAACAGCAGCUACAAACAUUCAUUUCUGGCUUCAAACAGGCAACAAACUUCAGUCUACUGAGUGUAAGUCCUGUUUCUGUUGCACCAGAUUCCCACCACAGACUUUGUUGCUCUUUCCUCUCUCAUCUGAUAUGGUUGAAAUGCCCUGUGGUGUCUGCCAAGAUGAGAUGCAAAGUCUAGUUUUCUCUCAGAAUUAGAAUAUUCUGCGAAGUUCCGAUGGAAUUUUUCUGCCCACUGACGACCUUUUUUUUUUUUCUUUUUUUUUUCCAAAACUGCCUCCCUCAGCUUUUCUCCUAAUAAAUCACAACUGAAUCCAUCCUAUAGUAGAGUUUUAUCCUUUCAGGAGCCGUUUUUUCAUUAUUUAGGCCACACCCGUCACAAUUUAAACUGAAGAUGACACAGAGGGGAUCACAGUCUCCCCAGCCGACCUACACAUUCUGGCUCUGUAGGUUUGCCUGACGGCCUACUCACCAUCUGAUCGAAUUUGCAGCCAGAUGGUAUCACACUGACAGCUCAGCCUCUUCUUCAUCUGUGUAAAGUGAUGGGCUGAGCUCAACACAUGGCCGCAAAGUCACUCUUUGACUUUUGGUCCACAGUGUCUCAUGUCAGCGUCCACAAUGAGGAGGCUCUGUUUAGCACAUACCAUGAGUUUAAGUCUGAUUUUUGUGUCAUGUCAUUUUGAAUUGAGUCUUUUUUUCUCACAGUAAAACUGUGACAGAGUUUUAUUAAGCAUUCCAAAUCCUAUUUAAUAAUACCUUCACUUUUAAUCACUGGAAAAUGAAAACAUUAUUCAUCCACUGUGCAAAAUUGUCAGACGUCAUGCUUGGUUCAGUCCAAGCUUUGAGCAGCAGCUGGGAUUUUGGACCCAUGAUUUGGCACAUUCAGACAGACAGGGUUUGUCAGGGAAAAAAACACAUCCAACAGCUACUGUUUCUUCUCUUCAUGAUGUUUCACUUUAACUCCAGUUGUCUGUUUAGGAUGUUUAGCAGUCUUAAUUAGGUGUCUGCUUCCAAUAUGUAUUACUGGAACAUUUCAAGUUUUAUCCAAGUUAUUAAGUCAUCUAAUGAUACCUGCAGUGUUUGGUUAAUUAGCCUACAGAACAUUUUUUAGUCACAUGUUAAAACCAGCAUCUUUUAAGUCAUAUAUGUAGCCACUUUAUUCAUGUUUAAAUUGCAGUUAAGACACUAAGUUACCUUAUGAAAAUGAGAUAAGGUGAUCCUCAUGUUUGAUUAUUGACGCUUGAUUUGCACAUACUCCUGAAUUUCUGCACUAAAAGCUGAUUUUUAAGCUCAUAAAAAUGCCAAUGGCGCAAUGUUUUUUAUUUACAUACCUUGCCCCUAUAUCAAGUGGGUUGCAGGCCUUCGGAGUUGAGAUCCAAACAGAAGAAAAUUACAAUACUUGUCAGCCUAGAUAUGUUAUCUGCUUAAAGAGACAAUUUAGAGAUAUAGUAAUUUUAGGAAAUUUUGCUAUUUUUCCCCUCUUUCCCAAAGAAAGGCACUAAAAAAUGUCUUGGGACAGGUCUGUUUUAAACAUAUCUAUGUAUAAAAUUAUGUUGAACAAUAAUAUUACCCUGCAUGGCUCAAUUGUUGAGUCCCUGUUGCAUCAAACAACAUAAUUAUCACAGAGGCAUCCAGAAAUUGAGUAUACCAAGAGGCUGGAUGUUUUGCCAGAACAGAGACCCCACAAUCUCAGACUAUGAAAACUCCUAGUCUAUAUGAUGAAUUUAAAGCAUUCAGAGGAAUCUAUUGCAUUGUAAUUCACAAUAAUGUUUUCAUUAGUGCAUAAUCACCUGUAACUAUGACUUGUUGUGUUUCCCUUCAUUUAGAAACAUGAGGAGCAGGUCGAUUUUUCUCCAGCCGAUAAUUAGAACUGAUGCACAUUUGCAGUAAAAAUGUAAAUUUUGGUGUCAGAAUUUAGAAUGCCACAAACUGCUGUUGAAAUGCAUUUAUGUUUCAAUUCAAAGAAGCAUUUCAACUUUUAUCCUUCAGUGUUUAUAGGCUCCUACCUGCCUUGUGUAAGCAGUCAGAUCAGGCUAAAGGUGAGACACUGCUCGUGAUCACAGAGUGGAAACUACAGAUAGAAAAUUUAUUUUAUGAGAAGUUUCUUUAAAAAAAAAAAAAAAAGAAUGAACAGACGAAUAAUGAAAAAAAAAAGCUAAAUAUAGGAUCUGACAGGCUGAUAAUCAGUUGACCUCUAGUUUCUUUUUAAAAAAAAAUAAAACUCCUACAGGCUUAGAAAAGGAGAGAUGAUGAAGGGGUUUCAGAUUUGCAUCCUCCUAGCUUGAUGCCACUAAAUUCUGCACACUGGCUCUUUAAUUUGACCAUAAAUCCUCUUCUAAUGCUAAAUAAACCGAAUGCAGCCAUCAGCUAUGUGCAUGCACAUGAGCAGAACACACCUUUAUAACUUUGCAUUUUAGUAGCACAACAAAUCAGUCUCUUUAUUGGAACUCCCAAGAGAGUGACGGAAUAGUUCAAAAUCUGGAACGUGGAACUAUUCCAGACCUUCUCCAAAACUUCUGUAAAAAAAAGAACCCACUAUUAAUUUCCAUACAGUCCCUAUCACCUGCUUUCUCUCCUGUUUCAUUUCUGUGCUGCGUAAAGUUCCAUAAUUAGAGUAUCGACUCCACUCGGCCUUCCUCUCCUUACCUGUUCUUAAAAAUCUGUUAUUGUACUGCAACACAUAUCAAUAUUUAAAUAAGAUAUCAGUUCUCUCCUAUCACUUGUAAAACCCCGUAGAGUAAACCCUGUGCCACUGUGGCAUGUAAUACAAGAGGUGCAAUAUACCUAAAAGAAUGUAGUAAAUAUCAUUAGAACAGGAUUAUUUUGCAUGAGGAGGCCUGUGGGAGACUUUGCACAAUGUAUGAUAAAAAAUAAGACAACUUAAUUAUUUUUCUAUUGCUGGUAUAAAACUCAUGGAAGAGAUGGAAUAGAUAUAGAUAUAUAUGAAGUUAAAUACAUCUAAAAGUUCCAAAUCAGGAUUUAAUCUCUCUUUCUCUAUAUAUAUGAAGGAUCUAAACUAACUGUGACAAACACACAAAGACCCCCAGAAAGAGCAAAUGAGUCUGUGGUUAUGCAAAGACUUGGUAUCAGUUCUUUUUGUUCUUUUUUUUUCUUUUCACAAGCUUUGAUUCAGUGUCCGUAUUGAAUCUUCUACCUGCCAUUCAAGCUGUUUUCCUUCAUGCUAGAAAUUGACAUUUUAAAAAAAACAAAAAAACAAAAUGAUGUUCAGAUUUGUUUAAAAAAAAACAACAAUGUUCAAGGGCAACUCCGGCUUUUAAGUUAUUAGUCGGCCAUUACCAAGUCUAAAAAAAAAAAACACGAGAGAACAUAGUUUGUUAUCCAAAGAGGGGAAACUCCAGGAGGUGGGCCUGAAAUGAAAAGACACAGUGCAUUAUGUUAAAUGUUGUGUAGUUCUGAUGUACACACUAGAAACUCUGAAUGUCUAUCAGUGUUCUCUCUCCGCUUUCAGUUCAUAUUUGUGUGGCUUUUUUUAAAAAUUAUUUUUAUUUUUUGGUGUGUUUGGCUCAUGAAAUUUACUGCUGCAGCACCCUCAGUGGUGAAAACACGCUGGUCGUGCUCCAGUCAGCGAUCGGAGCAGGAGUUUGGUUUCCAGCACCUGCUAUGACAACGCUGAUUCAGGCUCGGCCAGGAGUGCGAUUCUGCUCAAAUAACCGCUGGGUUUGGUUUGAAAUGUCUAUUUUCUAGUAAGGCGCCUUUUAUACAGGGUUUUAAAAGUCUUUGUGAGUCCAUUACGUCACCAUUUCUAGAAAGCAUCUACUGAUCAUUUGUGCAACUACAGAUAUAUUGGAAUAAAACAUUUUAUUUAUGGCUUUUUAACUUUAUACAGACUCAUGAAAAAAACUAUGUACAAAUUACCAAAAUUUGUAGGUGCAGCACUGAAAUUAGACAUAAAACAUCCCCAAGGGAAUUUGAGCACCUAUAAUAAAUCAUAUAUAUUAUAAAUGGAUUGCCACUAAUAAUUACUGUUCCCUUAUUAAUCAGUUGGGCUAUUAAAUGCCAUUAACUACCAAAUUAUACAAAAACCUGUGAUAUUCAAUUUACAGUAAGAGCCUGGAGUGAAAAGCUGUUUGGCAUUUCCACUUUAAAAUAACUUUUUAAUUUUAAUAUGAUACAAUAAUCCACGGGAGUAGUUAUUUUGAAGUAUUUUGAGGGAACAUAGCAUUUUGGAAAUUUUAGUGCACCAAUUUGUGGUGGAAAUGUCUUUUUUAAUGUCAACAGUGAAUUUGGUUGCCAGGCCACAAUUCAAAAUAUAAUGGAGCGUAUGUGGAUCUAAUCACGCUUUCCACAUCAGCCAGUGUUUGAUUGAGCUCAGAAUUCAUAUUUUUUUGCAGUAAAAAUCCACAUUCUUGCUGUAUCGUGACGCAAAAUUUUAAUUUCUACUCUAUAAACUUGACUACAGAUUGCAAUUUUCAAACCCUCAGUUUGUAUUUUGCUACUAUAAAUGCACAGAAACUGGGGGUUCUUAUCUCCACUACUGCCACCUGCUGUUCAGUUUUAGGUCAAACACCCAACAGCUUUUUAAGCAGAAAUCAAACACAGAUACAUCCCAGCCUCAGAAAUGUUUAGCUCCAUACAUGUGUUCAUGUGUUUGCACUUUCUCAGUCAGCUGCGUAUUGCUCUCUAAUCUAUGGAUUAUGAAAACGCUUUAGGUGCCUGCGACAUCUGUGCUGCCUUGCAUUUAUUUCGUGAGCCAAACUGUUCAUAAAUUUAAACACAACAUAACCUUCGAAGGCGAACGCAUCGAUCGUUUGCUCCCCUUAAAUUUCAAAAUAAAACUGUAUGAAACGA